UAUUCCGCUCUAAUUGCGUUGAUUCAUUGUUGGUUUCAACAUUCAGGUGUCCAAAUUAUAAAUAUCACAACAAAACCACAGCUCAUGGCCAACUUCAACAACAAACGACUGUACUUUUGAGUGAAAGAAGCCUUACAGACAUCUAAUGCGCCAAAGGCCUGUUCACAGGCUAACAAGUGUUCAACAGAGGAAUAGUCCAACCGCCUACGAUUUUUUGAAACUUUACCAAGGAUUGGAAAAUGAGGAGAGAUGGUCAAUCCUUCGAGGAGAGAGCUAGAUUACUUCGUUCUGAAGAUCGACCUUAUCAGUCACUCGGCUCCGUGCAUCAUAACAAAUGCAAAGUCUACAAACGACGUUGGUACAUCUUGAUCGUUUUUUCGAUCGUUGCUUCAUUGAACAAUUUGAUUUGGAAUACAUGGGGACCCAUACAAGGUGCUGCCCAAGUAGUCUACGGCUGGGACUCUACGACUAUUACCCUUCUUGCAGACUGGGGACCCAUAUCAUUCGUGGUUGCCGUUGUACCCAUGUGUUGGCUUAUGGACAUGAAAGGUAAAUAAUCACAUGACGGUUUUCAUUCAUGGUUUCUUAAAAUUUUGGCGGCGGCUAUCGAUGCCCGUCACGUGGCAAGGUUUUCAUGCGGUAGGAUACCUGGUCACCGUCUGUGAUAUGAAAAAUAUUUCUUUUCAUUUGCUUUGACCCAUUAAUUAAUGACCGGGUGGGUCAAUGUUACAUAAAAGAGGCACUUUUGCAUUCAGCAGCCAUUUUUUGGAACAAGUACUUGUACUAUACCAAACUUGCGUACAAUUUUAUUCACUGUCACAUGUCUGGUACAUUACAUAGCAUGUCAUUGAUUUUACUUACUUUCUCAUCAAGUGUAACAAGAUCUCUGUGGAUUAAUCUUUGUGAUAUUGUGUUAAAUCUUGAAUCUGAUACCCCUCAGACUGUCAUGUGCUUAUUCGAUCAAGUUAUUGGUUAUAUAAGGCAUGCACUAGCUGAACAUCCUAUUUUUAGGAGGAUGAAGCUCUUAUCAUGUGGCAGGCAUGAAGUAAAGGAAAGUGUGAGUCACUGACUGGGGUUGAACUUGGACCUUGUGGAUAUAAGUCAGGUGUUGUAGCCAGUGAGGUGGGAAAGACCCAUAGUGACCUCCAAUAAUGUUUGAAAAAUGACAGCAAACAGAAGACAACCCUGUACAAAUAAAAGUACACAUUCCCAGCCAGUCCUCCAGCCAGACUACAUACAAUGCAGUUUUAUGAAGGAGGGAGGAGAUCAGUACAUUGAUUUCAUUAAAAUGACUGCACUACUUUUAAGAGUUACUCUAGAUUUACAGACAAUGUUACAAGCAUUGUACCAGUAGCUGAAGAACUUCGUCCACCAUGUUGUAUUCUGCUCACUAUAAUUGUACACAAGCUAUACUGUACUGUAUGUUGCAUGUGUAGGGCAAUCAGCAAUGUCAAGAAUGUCUGUUGUAAUGUUAAAUAAAAAAGUAGAUUUGUUAUUAUUAUUAGUAAUGUUAUUAUUGUUAUCAAGGUAAAAGAAAUGUUUAUGUGCUUUUCAUUUGUUUCUUAAUAGGCUUACGAAUAGCUGUCUUGGUUGCUGUUUUCUGUGAGUUUGUUGGAGCUGGUCUUCGCUGUAUACCACUGCAUGACCUUACCCUUCAAACCUGGUUCAUCCAUUGUGGGCAGUUUAUUACAGGAAUUGGAGGUCCAAUUGCCAUGGCAGCAGCGCCGAUGGUGUCUGCAGCAUGGUUUCCUCCUGAGCAGCGUACAACUGCCACUGCAAUCUCAUCUCUGGCUUGUUACAGUGGAACUGCACUGUCAUUUUUGAUUGGACCUUUUUUGGUACCUGAUGUGUUAAGUUAUGUUAAUAACACUGAACUGAGCAGUGCAACUAAAGAAGGAGAAAUCUCUUUCAUAGAACUGAGAAAGUAUUUCAACCAAACUGAGAGAGACUACUUGAAGAGUAAAAUCAUGAAUCUAAUGUAUAUUGAACUUGCUAUUACUACUGCGACAAUGAUUUGUGUAAUCAUCCACUUUCCUAAGAAGCCUAAGCUACCGCCAAGUGUCACAGCUGCCAUAGGACGCUUGGAAUUCAAAGUUGGUGCAAAGAGUUUGCUAAAAAAUGCUCAGUUUUGGCUGCUUGUGUUUAUUUAUGGCAUUGGAACAGGAGUAUACGGUGGCUGGUGUUCCAUUUUGGAUUUGAACCUUUCACAGUUUCAGAUUUCCCAAAAGACUGCUGGUUGGUUGGGAUUUGGAGCAGUAGUGGCUGGAUCUCUAUCAGGAAUUUCUUUGUCAAUGUAAGUGUCAUGAGAAAAUAAGUUAACCCUCUGUUUACCCUUUAAGCCUUAUUAUCUACAUACAAAUAAUCUCCAGACUGAUCCAUACAUUUCCGUAAAGAAUUAGUUAAGAGAAUAUGGUAAAAGAUCAAAGCAUUUUUACCCUGGUGAUCAUUUUAUAAAUUCUCAUAACCUCUGUUACUAAAGAUGUAUUGAUAUUGUAAGGAGAAAUUGAUGUUGGUCACUCUUGGGAUUUAAGGGUAAAACUGUCAAGCAUCUCUCAUUGGGUAUGACCAACUGAGUGCUCAAUGCAAGUUGACUGAUCAGAUAGUGGUGGUGAAGACGGCAAGAGUAACUUAAUCGGCAGUGAUUUUUUUACCUCUGUGUCCUGUGUCCUUGAUGCAUAAAAAUCCCCAAAGAUGCAAAAUAAUCAUGGCAUGCAUCCUGUAGGACGCAAAGAUUGGUCAAUCGAUCUGAAGAUGUGUUUUUCUGUCUUCAGAUUAACUGUCUAGGUACAUAAAAGCCCAAGCUUUUUCAGUUUAGGACUCACCAUAACUAUUUGUAGCAAAAUCACUGAAUGGGACAUAAAAAAGUGGCAGCCUCCCAAAAGUGAUGAAUAUCAAUUUCUAUUCUUUGAAAAAAAUUAGUGACAUGAGUCAAGAAAAUUUGUAUGUGUGUAUUGAGGCUUUAAGGGAUCACACUUUCAAUCGCCCCCAGCCCAAGUUAUGGCAGGGAUGAUUUGUGACCUUAAGCCCCAAAAUCCACAUGCAAAUUCUCCAGAUUAAUCUCCAUACAUUUCCUUAAAGAAUAGCAGAGAGAUUUUGACAAAAAAAUCAAGGGUUUUCUUGAUUGAGUUUUGAUGAAUUACAGUCAAAAAGAAAAUUCAUGUUAGUCACUCUUGGGUCUCAAGAGCUGGGUAAAAAAGGGGGUACUUGUAACAGUUUUUUCUGUUUAAUGGUAAAUACAACAAUAGUUAAGUUUUGACCUUAUGUGAUUUUCCUCCCCAAAAGUGGGAUUCAUAGUAUUAUACUACUACAUGAGAAAUUUCUGCAAUUUGAUUGGCUUAGAGCGGUGGUAUUUCAGCUUAAUUUGAAAUACCUACAUGUGAAAAUUACAACCUUUUGUGGGUAGUAGUAUAAACAAAUAAUAGCAUGAUUUGUACGUGACAUUUGGCAUAAAUACCACUUGUGAUAUUUCAAAAUUGUCUCAAAUUUCACUCGCCUAACGGCUCGUGAAAUUACGUAUAACAAUUUCGAAAUAUCACUCGUGGUAUUUAUGCCAAAUAUCACUACAAAUCAUGCUAUUACCUAUACAAAUCUUUGGUAGUGCCUUCAUCCCUCAAGAAAAAAAAGAAAUAUAUGACCCUUUCUGAACAAGUUCAAGGUCUUUACCAUGCAUUAUGGACAAGACCCAGUUGUUCAGCAGUUGGAUGGUACUAUUUACUGGAUAAAUUUAUCAUCCAGUGGAUAGGUAUUAGAAAAACCAAUUGCAUCAUCUUCUGGACAUAGGUUAAGUUAGUGGAUAACACUAUCCAUUCUUGAACUACCGGAGCCAAGCCAUGAAAUUUCAAACAUGUGUUGAAUAGCACUCUCCACUAGGCAAAUCAUAACUAGAGAUCAUUUAAUUUGUACUUAUUUGCCCAUGCAAAGAUUUCUGACCCCUAUACAAUUUGUUUUUCAGAUUUGUAGACCACUUUGCUCGUUACAUGAAGCUGACUGUCAUAGGACUGCUAACAGGUGCAACAGUGUCGCUCAUAAUAUUCACGCUGAUAUGUGCUGGCAUCCUUCCUUACUCAAAACCUCUCCUCUACCUCACAAGUAUCCUUGGAGGGUUCUUUGUCAAUGGAACCAUCCCGUUAUUCUUUGAGUUGGCGGUGGAAUCAACAUACCCUGUUGCCGAGGGAAUUACUUCUGGUUUUCUAACCUUUUCUAACAAUUUCCUGCAAAUUGUGUUCUACAUAUUCCCAAUGAUACCAAAUUUUGGGCUGAGAUGGAUAAAUUGGUGCACAUUUGCCACCACUUUUCUCUGUAUUCCUCUGCUGAUGUUAUGGAAACAGAGGCGUUACAGGUCAAAUGUCGACGAGAGGCCCGACACCUAUGUCCCUGCACCACACAACAGAGAGUUAAAUAGUGAAGCCAACUACGGCAGUGCAAGUACAACAGCAAAUAGUGGCUUUCACGGCUCUGUCUCAAGUCCUUCAAUACAAGCAAGUGUUGAUGAUGUUGGGAUCACUUUCAUGCCAUCCAAGGCCGUGUGAAAACAAAGUUUAUUUUCCGUAAUGUUCCCCACAAGAAGAGAAGGGAGAGGAUCUGUUUAAAAAUCAGUGCAUUUUAUCUCUAUCAAAUGCUUUGUUUAUUCUCCUAACUUCUAUUUUUGAUUAUUUUUAGAAUAUGAAAAAAUAUACCGGUGAAUAAGAAUUGUAUGUUGAUUUGUGUUAGAUCUUUGAGGGUAAAUGUAUCUUACAUGAGAUCAUUAACAAAUUUGUGGUACAGAAUUCACCAGCAAUAAGUUAUUCUGUUACAAGUUUGAUUCAAGAUAUGAUUUGACAAAACGUUUAUUAUUUUUAUUAUCUCCCAUCUCAAAUAUCAUGUGCUAAUGAUAUCAUUAUUAUUGAGCCCCUUUCCUUUUAAGAUGCGUCUAUGAAAAGACAUGAAAACAUUUUCUGAUCCGUUCCUGCCAUCUUGAAAUUAAUGAAUCCCCUUUGCAGUGAGAGAUUUAUAUUUAUACAUAUUUAAAGAAAGCCAAUGACCUAGCUAGUUUGUGAAAGCCAUUUUAGAAUAUAUUCUCAAUUUUAAGUUCUUGGUAACUAUUUCAUUCUUUCAAAAUGUUACUUUUUUUGUGUCAGAUUCUUAGUUAUCCAUUUAUUUCCCAUUAAAUCUUAAAAUAGUCUGAGAUUAACUAGAAAAUUGACUUUAUGGACAUCAUGUAAUAGAACAGCAGAUCUUUGGGAAAGGUUAAAACUGGCGUGUUUUCCAACAUUGCUUUGAAAAAUAUAUUUCUGCCACUCUUUUUCAACAAUGUCAACAAAAAUAUUUAAUAUUUAUGCUUUUACUAAUGAUAAUGUCUGGAGUGGUAAUCAAAACACUAUUAAAUGUUUGCAGUUUGUUUAUUUAAGCAAUAGAAAACCUUUUCCAUGUUUGCAUAGCAUGAUAUAAAAACAAGAGGGGUUGGGAGGAUUCGAGCCAGGUAUGCAAACCUGAGACGAAGUCAAGGGUUUGCAAAACUGUCAAGAAUUCUCCAACCCCUCGAGUGUUUAUAUCAGGCUAUGCAAAUACAGGAAAAAAGUUUUGUUUUGCUUUUAUAAAUUAACUUUCCUGAGAAAAAACACAAAAUUAAUGUUAUGGAACUGAUUGAAAGAGAAAUUCUCACCAGUUGUGAAGUCUUGUACAUGAAGUCUAGAACAUAAUCAGUUAUUGUUUUUCAAAAAAGAGGCUUUCCAAAAUAUGGAUUUUUCUCACCUAAAAUGUCAGCUUGAGUGAACAAAAAUCGAUACAGCAUGUUUAAAGAUUUUCCAAGUUUCAGCCGACAAGGGAAUGGGUAAAUAAAGAAAACUUGUCGAGUUUUCCACCAAAAAACUUUUUCAAAUUUGUGCUUGUGUUGAUGUGCAUGCAAAAAGCAAAACAUCUUGACGUCUCAACCAUGUUUACAUACUCACAUGCAAACACACCUCUCAGCCAAUCAGAGUGUGUGUACUAUCUUAGUUAUUUUAUAAGUUAAAUUAAUAUAUAAACAAUGUCAUGAACUAAAUCAGUCAUAAUCAAAGAGAAAAUGCGACUAGGAACUCACUAGUAUAAGCAAUGAAAUAUGUUUAAAUGGGG
This is a messenger RNA of Porites evermanni, 6090 nucleotides long. NCBI's taxonomy places the organism in Eukaryota, Metazoa, Cnidaria, Anthozoa, Scleractinia, Poritidae. The record is from the annotation of a GenBank genome assembly.